Molecule: messenger RNA, 7529 nt
Organism: Harpia harpyja (harpy eagle)
Lineage: Eukaryota; Metazoa; Chordata; Aves; Accipitriformes; Accipitridae
Gene: ARK2N
Product: arkadia (RNF111) N-terminal like PKA signaling regulator 2N
Exons: 3
Coding region: 186-1367 (393 amino acids)
Biological process (GO): ubiquitin-dependent protein catabolic process
Molecular function (GO): ubiquitin protein ligase activity
Source: RefSeq, a predicted model, not a curated record
CAACAAGGCUGAGACCCGGCUCCUCCUCGGCCGCCCAUGUCCCAGCUGCUGCCCCCCGCGGGGGAGGCCAGGAGGGGCCCUGAGUCGUUGAGGCUUCUGUGUUGCUGAAGUCCCUAUCUAGUUCACCCAGUCUUCCAGACCGCGUGCUCCAUGCUUUGAGACCAGGAGGACCUUGGUGUUCUGAAAUGAAGAUGGAGGCAGUGGGAAAAGCAGAAGAACUUGUUGAUUCAGAAGUUCCACCAAAGACUUCUGAAAAGCAAGAGACUGCUCCUGAUGAAGACGGACCUAUAGAACUCGAGACACAAACUCAGAAAGACAACGUGCCCACUGCAGCAGACUCUGCGGUGCUCUCUUCAAUGCCUUGCUUACUGAUGGAACUGAGGCGAGACUCCUCAGAGUCUCAGCUAGCAUCUACAGAGAGCGAUAAGCCAACGGGUGGUCGAGUUUACGAGAGUGACUCUUCUAAUCAUUGCAUGCUUUCCCCUUCUUCCAGUGGGCAUCUGGCUGACUCAGAUACAUUGUCUUCCACAGAAGAGAAUGAGCCCUGUCAAGCUGAAGCUGCUGUAGAGGGAGACCCUUCUGCGGUGUCUGGGGCUGCAGUUGGGAGGAAAUCCAGGCGAUCCAGGUCUGAAAGUGAAACUUCAACAAUGGCUGCCAAGAAAAACCGACAGUCUAGUGAUAAGCAGAAUGGUCGAGUUACCAAGGUAAAAGGUCAUCGAAGCCAAAAGCACAAAGAAAGAAUCCGGCUCUUAAGACAGAAACGGGAGGCAGCUGCUCGCAAGAAGUACAACCUGCUGCAGGACAGCAGUACCAGUGAUAGUGACCUGACGUGUGACUCGAGCACGAGUUCAUCAGAUGAUGAUGAUGAAGAGGUUUCAGGGAGCAGCAAGACAAUCACUGCAGAGAUACCAGCUGGCUUCAGUCGUGCUGGGGGAUCUGGAGGAGCGACCAGGGAAAUUCCAGGAUUGCUUGACAGGGGCACCGUGUGGGAUAGGAACUGCAUAGGCAAUGUCCUGGAAGAGGCCAUGAACUGCUUUGCCGAAAUGCAGAGGCAGACAGAGGAGAAAUUUCGCAUGUGGAUAGAAAAGCUAACCCGUCUUGACACGGAUGAAGAAAGCAAGCAACAACUGGAGCCCAGGGAACCUAAAAUUCAACUAGUUGGCCAAAGAAUCCCCCCUACCACACAGUCAGGGGCUUUCAUACAGAUGCCUGAUAGCCAAGUACUUCCACAGCAGUCAUUUAAUUCUUACGUGGGCUAUCAAAAUGUCGAUGCUACGCUAGAGUUUCCAGCGACUUUUAAUAACAAUUUUCCACCUAUCUUUCCAGAGAAUGGGAAUAUUGCAGAGCCUGAUCUGAAUCAAUCAUAAACUUAAAAUCUAAUCUUUGCAAUCUUGAUGUUACUUUGGAUUAUGCUAAAAAUAAGGUUUGCUUUUCUCUUUGUAUAUGUUUGUUUUGUUUUUCUCUUUUGCGUUUUGUUACCAUGGUAUCAUUUUUUUUAAUUUAUAGAAAAUAUAUAUGUAGUUUAAAAAACCCCACAGUAUACCCACGUGCAUGUGCCAGCACACACAUACAGACACCUUUAAAGGUGGGGGGGGGGGAACCACCCUAAGCUUUCAUCACCAAACUUGGGAAAAUAUAACUUAGAAUCCUUGUUUAGAUACCCCAAAAUCAGUAGAGCUAUGUUUGCUACAAUAGGAGCACUCAGAGUAUUCAUCCAAAUGCUCUUUUUGCAUGUUAAAACAUUUAUAUAAGGAAAUAAGUUUUAUAUUUCAAGAUGUAAAGUACCCUAGAGAACCAGACUAGAUACAGACCCAUUAACAUUUCCUUAACUAUCUGUUUACUCCCAAGUUUUGCAACUUGAAUGUCACACAUUAGUUUUUUCUUCUUCCUUUUUAGGCAGAAGUAAUAAAUAAGCUUACCCUAAAGAUUUAGCUAUAUAUAACAAAUGUGCACAACUGAUUUUUUUUUUUGUCUCCCAUUUAGUAGUUCAUUUUCUGUCCAGAGUUUUUAAUGUCACUGCUGUGUUGCACAUGGCAUAUUUAUGGAAGCAGCUGUCUUACACUGUGUGCACAAAUACACACAUGUAUACAUAUAUAUGUGUUCGGUUUGGGUGGAAGUCAUCUCCUCUGAUUUUAGGUGUCUAGUUUGCUGUCCUGUGGAUCUCCUUCCGAGUCAAUGGGAAGAGGUAGACACCUACAGAGGAUACCUCCUGGCAGUGUCUUUCUCUUCCAUUAGUUGUCUAAACGUCCCUUAAGAACAGUUUAGGAUAGAUAACUUUGGGCUAAAGUUAGGUGAGAUGAAUCACACCCAACUGUGUGUGCAUGCAUGACCUGUGCACACAAAGGACUGCUGCUUCCUUCUGUAUAUAUGAUCAAACUGCAUCCUUCAUGCUGGAAUAGUCGUGUCAGUCCUAAGAUAAGGAGCCGUUGGUGGAUGGGUUGAGCCUUGGCACAGGAAUUUAAAGGAAGGCUUGACAGUCAGAUUAGCAAACACUGUGGUGGUCUGGAGGUAUGGGUUGCUGGUCUGGGUCAGACAGCAAAAGCUUCUUCUGAACCACGUUUGAAUGCCACUGAAAUCAUUAUUUACUUGUGAUGGGGAAUGCCAGAACAUUAGUUUCAUUUAAAUAAUACAAUAACUUGCUAUUGUGUGGAUUUUUUUUAUACUGAUAGUUAUCCUGAAUAGGCAGGCUUGAAACUGUGAUGUUUAAAGUAGGAUUAAUUUAAACUAUAUAUAUUAGAAAUCUCUAUUUAAUUCUUCCUGUUAUCACUACACACAGGGAUUUUUUGGUCACCUCUCCAUUAAGGCCUUUCUUCAUGUGAAGUAACUUCUCUGUAGCUACCAAAAAUGUAUAUUUAUCAUCAGUUACAACUUGCUAAAAGUUUCUACUGCAAAUUAAAUCAAAAUUCUAAUAAUGGAAAUUGAAAGUCUUUGCAUAGACAUAGUUUAAGUAAAGAGAACACUAUAGGUCUCCUUUAGCUCUGUUAUUUUGCUUUUUAAACCACAAUUUUUUAUUUUUUCUAAUUUAAUGUAAUUACUUUUCUUCCUGUUGGAAGUAACCACUGUAUCUUCUGUAGGUCUGAUUUUUUUGGUUUUUUUCCUCCCUGCAGUCAGUGGGAGUUUUUCCAUCAAUUUAUAUGAGGAUUUGGAUCAAACCUGUAACAGGAACUCAAGAAAUGCUUUUUGUUAUCAGUAUAAUACUAACACUGGUGUUUUAACAUUAUUCUUGGCCCAGACUUUUUUUAAGUAUGUGAUGCCUUCAUUAAAAAAAAAAAAAGAGGUUAGAGAGCUGUGUUAUUUUCAGAGUAACUGUUUGAAAGACUAUGCAGGAGAUAAUUUUUAAGUACUGGAAUAAAUUCUUUACGGAUCACCUUCAUGCAUAAUUUUGAUACGAAGAUUUUGAUAUGAACUUGUAAGAAAACUCCCUCGUCUGACAUUGUGUGCGUUUUUGACUUCACUAUAGGUAAAAAGUUAAAUGAGUUAUUUUAUGUUUGAUUGCAAUUUAAUAAACUUGUCCUCAUCUGUUUAAAAUUUAAGAUCCUUCAGGGAAGAUUAUUUGCUGAUAUAAAAAAAAAAAUCAGAUCCUUCUGGUGUUCAUAGAUUUGAUAUAUAUAUAUACCUUUAUGACAAUGGUAAGAGCAGCAUAUUUUAAAGCAUGACAACUUUACAAGUCUUCCCAUGCAUGCAGAAGCAGCUUUUUGCAGUGACUGAUUUCUUUUAAUGUGUAAGAGUCACUUAACUCAGUAUGUCUGUAAGCAUGCCCUUAACCUUUUUUAUAAAAUAGUAUAUAUGGAGCAAUUAGGUAUUUCAAAACAAAUUGUGUAAGGAGAUCAGUUGAACUUAUUUCUCUCUCAGACUGAGACACAUUUACAUACGGAUCUCAUAAAUGGAUAACAGCUUUGUUAGGUAUGUAGCCAGUGAAAUUUCUGCCAAUCUUCAAUGUCUUGGUUAGGUAACCUUUAAAAAAAAUUAAAAGUAUUGAAAUAAUUCAGUGUAUUAAUAGAUAAAAAUUCAGAUUUUGUUACUACAGGCAAAAAUUAAAAACUUUCAAACAUUUUUAUCCAUUACUGUUAAUUGUUAUUUUCAGUGCAAGCAGGUGUGAACGUGAAAGACCAAGCAGAGGAUUAUAGCAGGUGAGCAUACAGACUUCAAAGCUGUACUCUUUCUAGGAUAAAAUUAUUCCAAGGCACCCAGAAGACUGAGGGAAUAGUUUGUAUUAGAUAUAAAUUUAACUUAAUUUCCCCACAAAAGCUACCUAGUGUUAAGAACACCUGUGCAAGACCAAUGGUUGUAAAUGGUUUUGUAAAUGGUAAAUUUUAUUUUGUUUGGUCGCUCUUUUCGCUUGCCUCAAAACUGGAGCCAGAUCUUCAGCUGUCAUAAAUCAGCUCCUUUGAAAUGAAAAGUGUGCGUUGAUUUACACAGUUGAAUAUCUGGUCCAUUACCUUGUUUUCCAUGUGAAGAAGUAUGUUUCUCCUUCUAGGAACUGAGAGGGGAACCCCACUUUUCUGUCGUUCAGGUGUAGCAUAACUUACCUGAUGAAGGAUUUGGCAGGCUGUGCAAUUAAACAGGAGCAUCUCUCUUCUUGCUUUGUAUUGUGAAUUUGAAAGAUGCAGAGCACUGAAGAAACCAAUGUUCAGAUACCAAUACUAGUGAUGAGUCUGUAUGUUAAAUGUGUGCGCAACAGCCUUUGGCAUCUCUUUGAGAAAACGGAUUCCGAAUACAUAAUUUCAGAUUUUAUUUUUUUUGUCUCCUGGAAAUAUUUUUGCUAUAUUAUAUGGCUGCAGUUAAGUUUGUCAUGAUUUCCAUUAUAAGCUCUUAUUUUCAAAGGGCUUUGACUAGAAACUUUCAGGGAGUUAAAAUUUCUUCAGCUGAAAUUUUAACAUAAGUUUUAAUCUCAUCUAUUCUGUACUUCAUUAAAGCAGACUGGCCUUAUUUAAGAUUACCAGAAGGAAACUCUUCUACUUUCCAGCCCAGAGUUACAUUUUGAAUGUAUGUUUUUGCUCACAUCUCAACAAAUUACUUCAAAACCACCAAAUUUAACAAGGAGAGGAGAAAUCAGUAGGAGUUUUGCACAGACGUGGGGAAUCGCAGAUGAUAAUUUAGAGUUUCUCUAAUUGCCCUAGGCUUUAUACUUCAGAAUGGAGUAAAGAAACAGUCUAGUUUCUUUAAAGAAUUUUACUUAUCUUAUGGUUUGAAAGAGUAAAUGCAUCAACUCAGAUCAGCUGGUGUAGACUGCUGUAAUUCUGGGGAAGAUGGUGCCAGUUUAACCCCAACUGGCCUAUUCAAAUUCCUAUAUAUUGCCAUUUUUAAUAUCAAAUUAUAUGUUUUCAGUGUGGCAGCUGUUUCUGCAUGGGAGUAACUGAACACCUGUAUGAUGGCAGUCGGGGUUUAGUAGCAGGUGAAACACAGCUACUUUGUUAGCAAUUUUUGUGCAAGUGCAAAAGAAAUAAGUCCUUAUAUAAAGGCUCAAUUUAAAUGUCACUAAAUGUGAAACUGACAAUUCAGUAAAUGAAAAAUUAAAGGAUCUGCUCCUAGAGUUGGACCCUAUGUAGGAGUCCUUGGAAGUCCAGGGGCUUUAGUGUGCACUGUUUUUGCAGGCUUGGCUGCGGGUUCUUCCCCAGGCAUUUGUGCGGCUUCCCUCCCUCGAGCGGGGUUUGGUAAGGAAGGUCUGUAGGAAAUUCCACCCUUCACGCAUAGUUUUAUCUGAAGGUUUGGGGUUUUGCUUCACAUGCUUCUAACAAAACAUCUGAUUUUUCAGGUUUUGUUUAGCAAAAUAAAAAUAUAAGGUAAUAUACCACAUAAAACAAAUUCAAGUAAAGGCAGUGAAACUUUAUUCAGUUUUUCUAUUGCAAACAAUAACUGAGCAGGGGGAAAAAAAGAAAAAUCUUAAACCUUUCAGAUAUACUGCUCUUCAGUGUUAUUUUUAAUAGUGUUAGGACAGAAUAAAUCAGGCAGAAAUAUACAUAUCUGGUUUUUUAAGUUCACAGUGUCUUGUAGUGUUUUUGCAGGAUGGUUAGGUUAUUUUAUCUGAGCUGCUAGAGUUAAGACUGGAGGACCAAUCUUAACUUCAAUGAAACGGGAUUAUAUUUGGCAGUUAUUUUACAAAUUGAAAUGUAUUUAUUAUCACUGAUUUCUCUUGUUAAUAUAUUUUGUCUCUUUCUGUAUCCACAUACUGUACAUCUCUUUUUUUAAAGGGCAUUAAGAAAUUGAAUCCUAGCCCUAUUAAAAGCAGUAGAAAAUUUCUACUAAUUUCGAUGGGGCUAGCAUUUCACCUCAUUAGAAGUUGAACUUAUUCUGCAGUUUUUGGUCAGAGAAUCGUUCAGCUGACUUUAAGGGGAGGCUUUGCCUGAUAAGUGUGUGUAAAUCAGGCCAGUUGAGUAGAUGUUUUUAAAAUAACUGAGGUCUGCACUGUGACCACUGCAGUUACAUUUGGAAACAUUAGAACAAAUGCACUGUGUAAUUUGUACUGUAGAAGCUAAAAUAUUCAGGCUGAUUGAUAGAGAUGGACAGUACCUUGCAAAACAUGAAGCUAGAAACCGGUCUUUCUCACAAAUUUUAUUAGUCUCAUAGUGUUAGAUCAGCAAAAUUGAAGGCACAUGGAAAAUAGGCUUAUUAAGUUAGAAGCAUUUUCAAGCGCUCGGUUAAAUCUCGCAGACUGAUUGAGCAGGAGGUUAGUCUGGACCAUCAAAAGUUUUGCAUCAAGGCUGUAUCAGUCCUUCCAUGGGAAGAUGCAGUUUACUUGUAAAAAUGUGAUGUUUUCUGGAGGGGUGCGUACAGGGUGCGUGUUUGCCUGCCUUUUCCUAAUGUAAGUUGUAUUUACAUAGGCAAUAUUCUUUUUAACUGUCGUAGCUAUGUAAGAGUAGGGUGUGACGGUUUCCAAAACCCUACUGAUAGGCUUUUGCAAGUAAAACUGGAGAAGAGAUCUGGCUAAUAUAUCUGCUUCCAUAAUUAAUGAAUCAUAAGGUGGCAUCAGGGAAAAUAAAUCCUAUCAUGAGAUACAGAGUGCAUGCCACUUCCUGGUAUUUUCGAUACACAGCCAUGUUCCAUGUGCCUUUGCUUAACGCACAAUGCAAAAGACUUUUUUAUGUCUUUAUAUAUAAUUUGGUAAAAAAAAUCCAAGAUAUUUUCCAUCUAGUCAUCAAAAAGCCCGAAAGAAUGAAUGUUGAUCAGCAAGACUUGAAUUUUUGAGAUCUCUUUUGAUGUGAUAUAUUAAAAAUGAUCCAGUCUGAGAACAGAUACUCAUUUGAUUGUGUUGUUUUGAGUUUAUUAUUUUAUUAUGGUAAAAAAAACCAAACACAAAAGCUUUACUGUGUGAAAUGAAGGAAAAUGUGAGGAAAGUGGAUUCAUCAAUAACUUUUUGUUCACUUUAUGACUCUAGAGAGAAUGUUGUUACACUACUAUUGUUUUUUUUAUUGUAUUUACAAUGUAUUCUUUGCCUAACCCUGUAAAUUUUGAAAUGUAACUACUGUAACCUGGAAUAAAUAAAUAAAUAUAAAUAGAAGCAAAGUGUUUCAUGUUGCUAAACAACAUAA